AUGUACCCGAAUACCGCUCCGCCGCAGUAUCAGCAGCAGCGGCCUUACCCUGCUGUGCCCUUUGCUGGUGCGCCUGGCUAUGGAACUCCACCACCAGCGCCUAAUCCAGCUCCGGCUUACGCUCCUCCGCCACCUCCAGCACCGAGUACUCCUCAACCAGUGAUCUUGAACAUUCAACAAAACGCUCCUUCUCCUACUUUGGCAGCACCAGCGCCGAUUCAACCAGCCCUUUCUGAACAAGCUCUUCCGCAACGAGCACCAGUUCCCGUAGAAACCUCAAGCAGAAGCACGGGUUCGUCCAUUUGUAUGUGUUGCUGUGUUUCCUUUGUGAUUCUCAUUAUUAUUUCGAAUGUAUUAAGAGCCAUUAAUGGAAAUACCGAUCUAGAGACAACGAGCCAGGGAACUACAACACCUGACUAUGAUUAUAUCUACUAUGGCACAACGACAAUCUCAACGACAACGACAAUCCCAACGGGUCCUCGCGUUCCUCCAAGUCCACCGUUUCCUCUAUUUGACUACUUUUUUAAUAUUGAUCAUUCUGAUGUCGACGGAACAAGCGUAGAACUCACCAGUGGUGGUCAUACUACUGGUCUCGAAUACACAGUUUCCACCUUUAUCGACGUCUACGUGAACUCAAUGUUUUACACUUCAAAUAUUCAUAUGUGCAACAAAAUCAUGUCACAUUCAAGCGAUGGGCUAACUUUCGAAUUCACGGAAUUUGCCACGGAACUUGGAUAUGAUUUUGUCUAUUUACAGGGCGUGAACGGAAUUCAAUACUUCUUUUCUGGUCCUGAAACGCCUGGAUCAUUUGAUGGAAUGCGACUGUCAACACAAUUUGACCCAAUACAGAUAUGCUUCAAGUCUGACCAUAUGAUCGAAGAUACUGGAUUCUUAAUUCGAGCGAUCGACGGAUACGAGCCUGAAAAUGAUAUUGAUGCUAAUUGGCCUGAUAAAGUGUCCAACUGA
Molecule: messenger RNA, 966 nt
Organism: Oikopleura dioica
Lineage: Eukaryota; Metazoa; Chordata; Appendicularia; Copelata; Oikopleuridae
Source: the annotation of a GenBank genome assembly